Phycodurus eques (leafy seadragon) is the source of this 1258-nucleotide messenger RNA. RefSeq names its product alpha-1-antitrypsin homolog. The transcript has 5 exons. Gene Ontology annotation, biological process: negative regulation of endopeptidase activity. Bases 56 to 1258 code for a protein of 400 amino acids. Lineage: Eukaryota; Metazoa; Chordata; Actinopteri; Syngnathiformes; Syngnathidae. The record is from RefSeq and is a predicted model, not a curated record. Gene Ontology annotation, molecular function: serine-type endopeptidase inhibitor activity.
GGAGAAAAUUCUGCUGAUCUGCCCGCAGCAAAGAGGACAUUAAAAGGUUGUAAAGAUGCAUCAUUUCUUUGCAAGCUGCACUGUCGUGGCAUUGCUGCUGGCUGCAUGCCUGGCAGACCACCACCAUGGAGAUAACAUGAAAUGCAAGGGGCUGUCCCCUCCCAAUGCAGAUUUUGGCUUUGCCCUUUAUAAAACCCUGAAAGCCAAAGCAGGUGCUGCAGAGAACAUCUUCUUCUCCCCACUGGGCAUCUCCACCGCCCUGUCCCUACUGUCCACAGGGGCACAUGGUGAGACCCACAGCCAGCUGUUUUCCACUCUUGGCUACAGUGGGAAGGAGCAGGAUACGAUCAACCAAGGGUACAAGCAUCUUUUUCAUAAACUUGGCCAAAACAAGGCGCACCAGGAGCUUGAUGUCACUAAUGCAGUUGCUGUAGACUCCCACUUCAGUCCCUGUGACUCCUUCAUGAAAAAUGCCAAGGAAUUCUACUCUGCUGAGGUCCUCAAGGUUGACUUUGGGAAAUCUCAAGAGGCUGCGGCUGAGAUCAACUCAUACAUAGCUAACAAAACCCGUAACAUGAUUAAAGAUCAUGUUAAGGAAUUGGAUGAAACCAUGGCUAUGAUGCUGAUCAACACGGUCUACUUCAAAGGAGAGUGGGACAGACCCUUCAACAAGUCACUGACAAGAAAGGCUGACUUCCAUGUGGACGACACUACCAAAGUGGAAGUUGACAUGAUGAGGAGGACAGGUCGUUAUGAAAUGUAUUACGACGAUGACAACAGCACCACCAUCCUCAUGCUGCCGUACAAAGGCAACACGUCCAUGAUGAUUGUCCUGCCUGAUGAGGGCAAGAUGAAGAGCGUGGAAGGCUACAUCAACAAGGACUACAUUAAGCACUGGCACGACUCUAUUUAUAAACAAUCUGUGGACGUGUUCUUACCCAAAUUCUCAAUUUCUGCUAAAGCUGCCUUGGACAGCACAUUGAAAGAAAUGGGAAUAAGCGCUGCUUUCGGAGACACUGCCGAUUUCUCUGGGAUUUCGGAUGAUGUCGCGCUUAAGCUAUCUAAGGCAUCCCAUGAGGCAGUUCUGAGCAUUGACGAAAUAGGGACCGAAGCAGUAGCCGUCACUGUAGUGGAGGUUAUGCCGAUGAGUAUGCCUAUGCAGUUGAGACUGGAUAGACCCUUCUUGGUCUUUAUCCUGGAAGACUCCACCUGUAGCAUCAUCUUCAUGGGCAAGAUCAGUAACCCCACAGCCAAGUAA